CUGUCAACUUCACAACUCAAUUCCGAAAUCAGUACCAAGAGGAUCGCCGAGCGCAGCGUACGUACCUCGCUCCUCUCCGUUCUUGCUGGCUUAAUGUCUUCAUUACCGUGAGUGUUUGCGUUUGACCUGCCUCGUGUUUGCUCGGAAAGUUAGCCCGGUGUGUGCACAGUUACUUCUGAGGAUCUGCGGAAAGUGUGACCGGUGCGGUGUUUGUUUGCUCGCCGGUGUUUUGGUGUUUUUCUCCCUCCGGUUUUAGUGGUUGUGUCGGGAGCUGGAAGUGUUGCACGAGUGUUGUCGAUGUGCCGAUGAUACGCCUUUUUAAUUUGGAUGGAUUCUGAAUGGAGGCUCCGGAUACAUCCGACUUGAUUUUCUCUGAGCAGGGAUGUUUCUUCAGCAAGUGUCGCUGAUGGUGGUUUACUUGGCGAGCAUGGCACUGGGGAUGGAGAUCAGCCACGUGGGUGACUCGGACUUGUCCGUUGGCGGGGGUUGGGGGGCCCCGGAGGGCGAGAAGGUGAGCUCCUGCUACGAGGCCCAGCAGAAGUGCGCCUACCGGAGCGGGUGCAGCUUCGCGCUGACCAGGUACUUCUCCGGCUGCUACAGCGUCCUCAACGACCCCAACCCCAACCCCAGCCACUGCCCGACCUCCUGCCAGCACGCUCUCAUCGCCCUCACGUCCUCCGACGAAGGCAAGGAAUUGACGCAGUGUAACUGCACGGACAACCAUUGCCGGGAGCAGAAGAAGCGGGUGGAGGUGUGCCGGCCGUCGGUGCUGACGGCGACGCAGGCGGAGUCGGUGGUCUCGUGCGAGGUGGCCCAGUGGAUCUGCUCCUCGGAUGGGCAGUGCUCGACCGCCCUCGAGUACUACCACAAGCACUGCAAGGCCAUGUUCCGCGGGAAGAAGUGCUCCAAGCGCUGCCUCAACUCCAUCAACAUCCUCAUGCGCCAGGAGAAGGCCAAGAAGCUCAACACCUGCAUCUGCAACUCCCGCGACGGCGUCCAGUGCUGGACCGUCCAGAGGAACAUGGACCGACUCUGCUUCAACAAGACCCGCAAGCCGUGCGAGCGACUCGAGUCCAACGAGAUCUUCCCUCUGGAGUGCAACUCCGGUUCUUCAACCCUCGUCGUCUUCACCUCCGUCGCCCUCUCCUUCUUCAUGUUGUUGAAGCCCAUCAGUAGUUUCCUCACCGUUUGACACUUGACAGACUCAAGUUUGACCGCCCGGCGGCCCCUGAUGUGCUAGAAGAGUGCAACUCAAGUCGAAUGUGAUUAAGGAGCAGCCCUAUGUGUACUAGAUGAGAGGGUAAAGAAGAUUUCAACCCAAGAUGAACGAAAUCGUCUCCAUACAUUCGUGCUUCCCACUUCGGUUGCCCUCUCGCUUUUGUUGUUGCUGAAAUCCAAUAGCAGCAGCAGAAGUGGCAGUUUCCUCACAAGUUUGUAGAUCCCUUAAUGGGUCAGUUGCGCUGGUCACAAUAUCUUUGUUUUGAUGCUUGGUUUUUGUAUAUCAGCAAAGAAAAAUGAGAUCUGUUCAAACAGCAAUUUUCUGCGUUCAAUAAUAACCGAGAUAUCACGCUUUGAAAAAUGACGUCAUCCACCGCGGUAGUGACACCCUUUGUAUCUUCCACCUCACUUUCAUCAAUCGGUGAGAAACACAUUUGCAAGAAUUCGGAAGAAACCAAGGGUGUCACUGUCGCGGUGGUUGACGCCAUUAACCGAAUUUUUCAAAGCGUUAUACCGCCGUUAAUAUUGAACGUUAGGAGUUGCUGGUUGGACAGAUAUCAUUACUUUUAGCCUAUCUACAAGAAUCGAGCAUCGAAACACGAUUCUGUAACCAGCACAACUCACACAUUGAACUAGGUUGCGGCCAUGGAUGGACUCCUUGGCAAGCUGUGAAAGAAGGGAAAAAAGCAUGUAUCUGAAUCAGCACUUCUGUGCAUCUGCUCUAGUUUAAGAAACACGCACGAAUGUAUGAAUUCAAUGCUUAAACUCCAAAGUCUUAUAUUUCAAGCGUGACGCGCCGAAAUUUUCGCGCAUUUUCGAUUUAUUUUCUAGAAUCAACACCAACUUAAACUAGAAAUUUUCACCGAUUGAAGAGGAUCCGGUACAGAAAAUCAAAAAAUAUUCCAAGACCCAAUGUAUUUUUGUUUACGAUUUUCUGAAAGGACGUAUGCGCAGGAAUUUUGAAACGUUGCGAUUGAAACCCUUGAUUCUCAACCUAAUCCAUCGAAAUGCCCUUGUCCACAUUGCGCUGUUCGUCAAAAUUCUUUACGAUAGGGAGUUUUUGCAAGAGGUAUCUGCCUGAGCCGUACAAAAUCCAAGUGCGUGCAACUUAAGUUGCAUCAUCAAUUAGUCAAGCCCUCACCGUCUUUUAUUAUUUUCCUAUAAACGCUCUUUCCCUCGCCUGUUAAUUGUUAACUACCCAAUUAAUUGUACCCUUCCACUCCACAACGCUCUCGUUGCCCGAAUUGGACGUACUUCUAUCAAACGGGACUAAGUGCAUUAUGACGUGAGCCCUAAAACCCAUAAGAAUAUGUGCAUAUCAGGGCUCACGUCGUUAUGCACAUAGUUCCGUUUGAUAGAAAUACGUCCAAUUUAUGUCCGCUAUCUGUGGUUUAUCGAAGCCAUCACAUCAACGCUCUUGGUGGGCCUAUUUCAAGCUUGUUUUUUCGUCGGAGCGUUGAUGAAUGUUCCACGCAGUGGCGUGGCGUGUUUUGCGAUUUAUCGAUCGAUCUGCCAUUUAAAACUAUGGAAAAGGAUCGAUACACAGGGUGUUUGCAACGAACACCUUAAAAAUCGAUUAUUUACUAUACUUUUAAAUGGCAGAUGGGUGAAUCGUUAUCGAAUGAUCCUGACCGAUGAAUCCCUAUCCUAGCAAUGCUUUUUAUCGAUCAUGGUCGAUUAUUUCCGAUACAUUCCAUAUCGAUUCGACGAUCGAGACUCCGGUGAGUGGAAGAGCCGAUGCAAAAGCUGAGGCAUCACAGUGAUCACAAAGUAAACUUCUAUUUUAAAAGUUUUUUUUGCAAGAUAAUAAAAUUGAAGGGAGAAAUGUAAUUUUCAGCCCAGAAACCGCAGUUUCUAUACUUUUUAUGGGUUAGAAAGUCUUAACAUGAUAUUUAGACUUUAAACCCAAAAAGAUUCUCUCCCGGAAUCUUAGGAAUGGUAUAACUUUUCAUUUUCGCCUCCUUCAUUCACCAAAAGUUUCCUCUGAUAUGUCACGCAAGGCUUGAUUUUGAUGUAGUCUUUUUUUCCUCUUUUUUCUUUUUAAUCGUUUUCAUGGCCUUUAAAGCGUAAUCAGUGACUUUUGUGAUGCUUUCUUCAAUCCGAGGAAUUCUCGAUAAGAAGAGUUAAGAGCAAGUUAUUGCACUGAUUCAGGUUCUAGGUAUUCUAUGGGAAUGAACCCAUUUAUUUAUUUUCCUUAAAAAUGUUCCGACAAAACCUUUGACGGCCUUUCAUACAUUUUAAACUCAUUUGAUUUCCAUUUUUCCCGGUCUUUUCUUAGGGCUGAUGAUUUUUACGUCUUCAGACAGAUUUUGGCGAAUAGUAAAAAAUUCUCGAUCAACUGCAACUAAUAUUUUAUUUUUUUUUAUUUUUGUGUUUUUAAAUUGUUGUAUUAACUGCAUUCCCAGUCGGACCGCAUGAAGCAGUCUAAAGCAAAUAAGCCUUAUGAUAAACCUGAACGAAGUCAAUCCUUGUUUUUCCCCUCUAUCAAUGCUGAGCGGCAAGUUAAAGCGAUCACCGUUCUAUUUUUGGCUUCGAAUAAAUUAAGGAUCACCAGCACAUCGAUGUUUGUAAUCACCCGGUGAAACUGUCAUGUUCAGCUGAAUCCAACCUCGAAGGAAUUUUACUGUGUUUAAGUUAAGGCGGUAGGAGGCAAAAGAUUUAUUGCGUUUAACAACUGGAGUUUUUUUCUCAUUUUAUUGCCCAACAACAUUACACGUGUUUCAGGAAAUUAUUAAGAAUUUCAGUGAGAAAAUCAAUUGAAAUUUUCAGUAGUUUUUAUCAGAUUCAUAUUCCCUUUGAAAUUUGUCAGUCCUACGGAAAGGGACUCGCAAAGUUUUCUACAAGUUACCCAGUGAAUAACUUAAAUCCCGAUAAUUAGGCGUUUUUAAUUGAUUUUUGUAGAUAGUUGUUUGUAAUUUGUUAUUUCUUUGUACAUAGCAUCCUUUAAUUUAGUUUUAAGUUGUUAUCUACCUCAGAUCGUUUAUUUCUUUUGUAUGAAUACACUUUAUCAAUAUUGGAAUUUGAUGAGCUGUUCAAAUGUUCAAAUUCAUUCUUUUUAUGUUCUAUUAAAAAAUCAAAAUGUUCGAUUUUCAAGGCAUCAUGACUCUUAUUCAGGAAAUGAUGAUCCCUCCGUAGUUUUUUGCAUUUUUUUCUUCCGGUGAACUAAGUCAUUGAAAAAUCAUUGUGUUAUUUUAUUCUUUCAAAAUUUUGAAGCGAAUUCAAAUAAGCACUCAUUUCCCUAAUGUAUCCUUCCACCAGAUUGUUGAGCCUAUCAGUUGUAUAUUUAUACACUGAUGUAUUAUCAAUAAUUCCUGCUCAAAAAUUGAAAAAAGUUGUUUGUACCUAUGUUCGGUAUUUGUAAAGUCGUUAUUUUUUAUGUUUUAGUUUAUCUCUUUGUAUAGAUCCUCCUUGCAUUUUUUAUUUUGUGUUUUACACCAAAUAUAUCCUCGACAAAAUUAA
Messenger RNA from Bemisia tabaci, 4677 nucleotides. NCBI's taxonomy places the organism in Eukaryota, Metazoa, Arthropoda, Insecta, Hemiptera, Aleyrodidae. The record is from RefSeq and is a predicted model, not a curated record.